Aureobasidium pullulans EXF-150 is the source of this 2122-nucleotide messenger RNA. RefSeq lists its product as uncharacterized. NCBI's taxonomy places the organism in Eukaryota, Fungi, Ascomycota, Dothideomycetes, Dothideales, Saccotheciaceae. The record is from RefSeq and is a predicted model, not a curated record. Bases 72 to 1961 code for a protein of 629 amino acids. The transcript is spliced from 7 exons.
ACACCGAAUCAUCAUUUCAUUGCUUGCUUUGUUCUUUUACAUAUCAAUUCUCACAAGCUGUUCUCGAAAACAUGCUUUCCAAUAUCGCCUCAUCGCUAUUGCUGGCCAGCACCGGCAUGUUGCCUUUUCCCAGAAAGCCGUCCAACAACACGCAAGAUCCAAGACUGUUGGCAGAUCCCACGUUUCCCUGGGAUGAUUUGCUUGCAAGCGAGACGCUAGUUUAUCAAGAUUGUUACUACGACUUCCAGUGUGCCAUGCUCCAAGUUCCCAUGGACUGGAAUGCCGAAGAAGGAGCAAGCAACAAGACUGUAGAGAUAGCCAUCGUCAGGCUUCCUGCUACUGUUCCGGUCACAGACCCCAGAUACGGUGGCGUCGUCAUUGUAAAUCCUGGUGGUCCUGGUGCUUCUGGUGUGGAAACGGCAGUCGACUUGGGCAAGAGACUCCAGACCUUAGUGAGCGCGGGACCGACUGCAGACAAUCAGACCGCGAAAUACUUCGAUAUCUUGAGCUUUGAUCCUCGAGGCGUCGCCAAUACUCGGCCGAACUUUCGCUGUUUCCCCAACUCCCUCGAGCGCCAGAGCUACGAGACAUUACUCAGUGCAUAUGGUUCUCCUGGCAGCAACUUUGAAGCCUUCAGCAAUAUCUGGACUCUCCAACGUACUCUUGCAGACUCAUGUUCAAAACGAGCCAUCGAGGCAGGUAUCGGCGAACACAUGUCUACAUCGAACGUGGCCAGAGACAUGAUCGAAAUCGUUGAGAGGCACGGCGAAUGGAGGGAGCAAGAAGCUCGAAGACUUCUCAAGUCGUCUGGAAGUUCUGACACAAAUCUGCUUUCUCGUGUCGAAUAUCAGCCUGGGAAAGAGAUGGUCCAGUUCUGGGGCAUCAGCUACGGCACUGUACUGGGAGCCACUCUUGCCGACAUGUAUCCUAAGAGGGUCAAGCGAGUCGUCCUGGAUGGCGUCGUCGAUUCCUUUGACUGGUACAAAGGGGAACUCACCGCCAAUCUUCAAGACACAGAUCUCACCAUUUCAAAGUUCGCAGAAUACUGCUGGUUAGGCGGACGCGAGAACUGUGCACUCUAUCACGACAACGGCGUCACUUUUAUCGCUGAGCGAUUUGACAACAUCAUGCAGAAGCUUCUGCAUAACCCUGUCGGCCUACCAGGAACAGACCAUACCUCGGCUCAUCUGAUAACCCAAGAUAAAGUGAGAUCCGUAUUCUUCGGAAUGGCAUACAGCGCGCUUACUGGGUUUGGCGGGUUCGCAGAACUACUAGCAGAGCUCGAAAGAGGCGAGGUUACUGCUCCGGCGUUUGAGCGACGUGUUACUACAUUCUCGACGAAGAAAGAUCUCCCCGAAUUGUAUGGACCCUAUUCAUCUGCCUGCAAGAAAGAGGGACCAUACUCACGUGCUUGCGAUCCGGAGCUCGACGGAGCUUCCAUGGCUCUCAUUCGCGAUGCAAUCUUCUGCACUGACGCGGAGGACCGUACCAACACAACCAAGGAGGAAUACUGGAGUUACACCCAAGAUAUGAUGGAACAGAGUAGGGUAAUUGGAGAUGCGUACGACAACCGACUGCAUUGCACACAGUGGCACGCUCGUGACAGUUGGAGAUACGAGGGAGACUUCAACGCCACAACCGCUCAUCCUAUCCUCCUCCUGGGGAACGUAGUUGACCCCAUUACCCCCCUCCGCAAUGCCUACAAGAUGUCGAAGGGCUUCCGGGGUUCGGUCGUCUUGGCUUUGGAUAUAGUGGGACAUGCAUCUGUCAAUGGUGUCAGCUUCUGUGCAUCCAAGGCCGUGAGGAACUACUUCCAGACAGGUGAGUUGCCCGAAGUAGGCACGAUAUGCCCAGCAACAAGAGUCCCAAUGGAUGGCUUCACGGAGGAAGAUGAUCAUCCUUUGCCCAAAGGAGAAACAGACGAAGCCUUGUGGGAAGCCAUGGUUGAUUUUGUCAGCUAAUAGGUUCAUCGUGAGGAUCGGGUCACCUACGUCAUUGUUAUGGUUUGCAGGCAUUCUUGGAGGAUGUUAGAUGGUGCUCAAUGAGUUGCCUUCAGGAGGAGUAUUCGGUAUAGCGAAAACACAUAUCAAGCUGAAGUAUCAAAUACCGUAUGAUCACAACG